Messenger RNA from Cimex lectularius (bed bug), 1831 nucleotides. RefSeq lists its product as uncharacterized. The transcript has 4 exons. NCBI's taxonomy places the organism in Eukaryota, Metazoa, Arthropoda, Insecta, Hemiptera, Cimicidae. The record is from RefSeq and is a predicted model, not a curated record. The coding region runs from base 194 to 1816 and encodes 540 amino acids.
GCUGUUCUAAGUUUUAUUAAAAAUACCACAAGAGAAUAAUAAAUUAAGGGAAAAUCUCACAACAAUGAAACCAUUUUUUACAUCGCCUGUUGUAAAAUUGUUUACGUCCAGGACAUUUCCAGAAGACAAGCAUGACCAAUUUUCACCAAAUUCAACACAGUUUAGUAAAACUGUAUUCUAGUGAUCAGGUGAAAUGUCGGUCGGCAAAGCAGGAUGCGUCGGGUUUGCUAUAAUUAUGCUCUUCUAUGCAUUCGCAAACAUCGCUCUGUUUCUCGUAGAUUUCAUUUUUCAAAGAGGAGAUCCAGAUUGGACAAGUCUGUUCAAACUGAUGUGUGAUUUUAUAUUGGUUCCACCAUCUUUUCUACUCAUAAUAGCUAGUUCAAAGGAGAACUUGACAAUGGUAUUGAUUGCGGAAGUUAUAUACAUCUGCACAACUCUAGCCCAUGUCCUCUGCACAAUUCUUUUCUUCCUUUUAUACCAAAAACAUAAAGAUUUUGGAAUGAAUUUCAUGAUAUUUUUGAUUCAGCGAGUAAUUUUCUUUGUCGUAAUGAUUGUUGGUGUGAUAUUAAUGAUAGUCCAUCACCGUUCAUUAAAAGGUGAAGAUGAAUAUGUUGUUUAUGAUACCAAGGACCAUUAUUUGGGAGAUGAUGAAACGGACAUAUCUAGAUUCCGCGGGGGAAAAGGACUACUGGAAGAAAGCGAUGAAGAUGAUGUUCCUUGUAACGACAUGGCAGAUGAUGCUGAGGAUGCACCAAAAACAGGAGUUCCAAGAACUGCUCGUUUAGCGCAAUAUUUACAAACAGGGGAAUUUGUCGGGGAUCCUAAAGAAAUUAAAGAAGCCAAGGCGUGUAAUCCAUGUGCUUAUGUCGAACCUCACUGUGGAAAUCGUUUACCAGCUACACCAUUAAAACCUCCAACAUUGCCACCUUUGCCGCCGAUGAGGACAUCACCGAAAUAUAGAACUGUGUUUCCAACUUCACGGUCAGUUGACGUCCCUGAAGGGCCUUCCAUGUUUCCAAAAAAAUCGUUCCAACAGGAGGAAAAAUGUAUGACAGGAGGUCAGAAGACCAGAGCCAGCUGUUGUGGUGGUGGUGAAGUCUUGGAGUUAAUGCCCGAUGGUAGAGAUGCAGCUUCUUGUGUUAUUGUAAAAAAUGUUGGAAAUCCUGUAGCCAUGAUGAAAAGAUGUGCCACACCACUAGUUCCAUGUCCUACUGUUAGGAGAUCAUCUCUUAGAAGUAUAGGUCAAAGUAGACGUGGUUAUUCUUUCAAUGGACCACCACCGGUACCACCACUACCCAGGCAUUCAAUGGGGAGGCCCAGCUCAGUGCCAGGGAACUAUUGCCAAUCAAGCUGUGCACCUGGCCAAUAUGAUUUUUCCGGAACUCAACCGCUCGAAUCAGAACUUGUAGAUCCAGGAAGGGAGACAAAACUAUGUCCCCAUAAAUUUCAAGCCGAAAAGUCCAUGUGCUUUUCCAAGGGUCCUGCUAUCCCUCCUAGCAAUCCGCACACCUCGGCUUGUCUGCCUCCGAUCAGUCUUGAAUCAGAUCCAUGGGGGCAAGGCUGUCCUCAAGUUCCAGAUCUUUGUUUGGUGGGGCCUAAAACCCAUGAGUUGUGCCCCAAGCCGCUUAUACCACCUUGUGGCCAUGUGGAAUGUGCAGCACCUGUUCAAUUAGAUGCUCCAAGGACUGUAGAUAUUAGAAUAUUAGAAAGACCCCCUCCUAGAGAGCACAUGAGAUCUGUGCAUUUUGAUGCAAGAAGUAAUUUGAUGACUAGAUAUGGACCUGCACCUAAUGAUACAACCUGUCCUCAUAAUUAAACUCUUGUUAAUGUG